Molecule: messenger RNA, 4643 nt
Organism: Triplophysa dalaica
Lineage: Eukaryota; Metazoa; Chordata; Actinopteri; Cypriniformes; Nemacheilidae
Gene: vamp2
Product: vesicle-associated membrane protein 2
Exons: 5
Coding region: 540-875 (111 amino acids)
Biological process (GO): vesicle-mediated transport; vesicle fusion; SNARE complex assembly
Cellular component (GO): SNARE complex; plasma membrane
Molecular function (GO): syntaxin-1 binding; SNAP receptor activity
Source: RefSeq, a predicted model, not a curated record
CUCUUCACACACCGCCAUUUUGUUUACGUUUUAGCAAUCGUGAUUUAUACAUAAACGAACCACAGGCAUGUGGAGCGAAUGAAAUCCAAACAUGUAUGUCCUAACGUCGUUCAGUAGACGACGAGCCCCUCAACGUUACAUAUCCAAAGUCUGUCCGACUCUACCUUACAAAAUUGCAAACAAGCAAUGAGCAUCCUCCAUCUCCUGCCUCUCAUGGUCACCACUUGCAGCUUCCCGGAUGACCAGUGACGUCAACGAGUCAUCUUUGUUCAUCUAAUCCAAGCAUCUAUUUUUAAUGUGUACAUAGUGACAGAAGCGAGUAGCGGUAGAGCGCCUUUAUUAUAAAGGAAAUAAUAGCGAGGCGCGGCACGAAUUUAAGGCGCACAUCACAGCGUAAAAACCCUUAGAAACUACAGGGAAUACCGUAUCGCUGGAAUAACCUGGAGAGUGCAUCUUUUAUCCCGGAGAGGGAGAGAAACGCCUGAGACAGCGCGUUCAUCUAUACGCUUCUUGUAGACGCACGCAAAGACCGGUUCAAAAUGUCUGCCCCAGCCCCUGGCGGUGCCCCUAACCCAGAGGGAGGUAACCAGCCUCCCAACCUCACCAGCAAUCGACGCUUACAGCAGACACAGGCUCAGGUGGAUGAGGUGGUUGACAUUAUGCGUGUGAACGUAGACAAGGUUCUGGAGAGAGACCAGAAGCUGUCCGAACUGGAUGAUCGGGCUGAUGCCCUGCAGGCUGGAGCCUCACAGUUUGAGACCAGCGCUGCCAAGCUCAAGAAUAAAUACUGGUGGAAGAAUGCCAAGAUGAUGAUUAUCCUGGGGGUGAUAUGCGUGAUUGUCCUCAUUAUUAUCAUCGUGUACUUCAGCACCUAAAGCACGAUGUUCCUACCCCGCUCUAAACUCGCGAACGCCCGAUUCGGAGCCACAGAGAAAUCCCUCGGGAAAAAAGAUGAGAAAAUGACUUCUCGCAGCAAUCUAUUUAUUUGCCCUAAAUCAGUCUAAAUCUGCCCCUUUCCUGAAGCCCCCUUGCCCCCUGUCUCCACUGCCUCACAGCUGGACCCCUGUAACUUCUCAUCCGUCCUGUAAGUGAGUGUGUGGCCAUGUGUCCUCUGUAAAUACCUCCGGCUUUUCUGAACUACUGUUCGUACACUAAACUCUCGAUUCCUCGUGAGAACAACAACCGAGAAAAACACAACCCUUAAAAUAUGAUAAGAUUAUACAGUAUAUAUUUAAAAUGGUCUUUGUAGAGUUUUAUUCUGAUAAUGGUUUUUUGUAGUUUGUGUGUGAGUGUGCGUUUGUAUAUUUUUUUAAGUUUUGUAAGACUUGUUUUGCUUCAGGUUUAAACUACUGCCUCUUGAUCUGGGUGUUUGUAUCUUGCACGCUCUAUUUCACUCUUUCUCUUACUCUCGCUCAUGUAUUGGUGUAGUUUUGCACAAGUGAUAGACUCCAUUAUCUACUAACUCGAUAUUUCCAGAUUUUUUCCUUGUCACAUUUACUCUGUCUCUGGACUUCACAUUGCCCCCUCAAACCAUUACUUUCUUUCUCACAAAAAGUACAUUCUCUAUCCGUAAACUGCCACAACAAAUUGGACCAACGACUGUAGAUGUUUAUCUUAAUUUUUGAUGUCUUUAGUGUCUUAUCUCUUAAACAUUCCUCUACGACAGUGUAGAUUUAUGCUGUCUUAAAACACAUACAGCUAAACUAAGUGUGUUUUCUUAAGGAAUUAAAACGUGAGUCUUAACCUCAACUGACCUCACAAAAAAUCACUUGGGUUUGUGAAAGUACAUUGCGCUGUACGUUAAAGAAAGUAAAUAUUUAUAAAGUGCUACUAAAAUCACAAAUCAGGGACAGAAUUGGCGCUGAAUAAAAUCUUUUUUAAAGGCCAGAGAAUCUCCAUACGGAGAGAUGCGUGAACGCGAAUCUGACAAUAAAGGGGAAAUAUUAUCAUGCACAAAAAGCUUGUUUUCGAUGGCGCUUUUUUAACUGGUUAGACUGCAGGUGCAAUGUGAGAGAACCAUGUGUUGUGUUACUUUCUCGUGUCAUAUCAGCCUUUGUCAGAAGUACUGCCAAACCAAUACAUUAACCUCAAAUGAAUUCACCCGUCUGAAAGCACACUGUUUUAUUUUAUGACAUCAAAGUGAGCUUGUCUUAACAUUCAUGGUUCUCUUUCUUAUAUCUAGAAUCUGCCUUUUUAGUUUUUAUUCUUUGAAUUGUAGAUAUAGAUUUAAAUUAUAUUUUUGCAUGUGUAGCAGGCAAAAAAAGGGACUAGCUCUUUCGCUGCUGUUGCCAUGUGCGCAGCAACUACCUUUUUGUCACUCGCCUCUCCGUGUGCCUGUUUAUUGAGUUCAGCUGUAGUUUACACAACGCCAACCACCUGAGGGGAGGUUUUUUCCUGGUUUCGUUUUCAUCGUGCCCUUGUCGGUGUGCUAUUGUGCAUGUACACGCCUCCAUCAGCAUCACCCUUCAGUCUCACCCACCCAAUCUGUCGACAAGAAGCAAGCCAGGCAUGAAGUGUGCACACGAUCAACCCCCUUCCCUAGUUUAGGCGUGUGUGUCCGUUUUCAGUGCACUUUAAUUUCUAUGAUUAGCUUUUUUCUUUUCAAACUCUUUGUGAAGAGUUUGCAUGCGUGGAUUUUAAGACUCUUGUUGCGGAGUAUUCCUGCUUCGACUUGACAGAUUAGACUGCUUAGAGAAGGGGGUUUACCACGGCAACGUGGUUACAUGAAGAUGAGAUGAGAUGUUUAUGAACAGAUUAGCUGAUGAAUUGUGACAGGAGGCGGGGCUAUUGUGAAGGGGCGGUGCUAAAGCAGUCAUCCCGAUUUGAAGCCUUCACUCAUUUAUUCACCAUCAUUUCUCUUUUUUAAAAGGAGACGGCCUUAGUACAUUUCAUUUAUUUUCAGUAUUUCAUUUAUCCCACUCAUUUUGGCCUAAUUUAAUAGAAAACAACCAAAGAUCAUAAUAUAUCUUGCUUAUACUGCCAAUUGCCAUCAAAACAGGUUUAGGGACAAAACAUUUCCCUCAUUCUCUGACAGAUCUCUGGUUUUUAAAAAAAGGGAAAAAUGCAAAAACCCCCUCUCUGUAUUUCCAGGUCUAUCUUUAUUUACUUGAAUAUUUUUAGUAUAAUAAAAGUUGCUAUGAUUGCGGACAGGAAAAUGAAUUUACACCCAGGAGACUGAUGUAUCCCCAGAUCUGAACCAGAUAGCACAACCAUUAAGUCUGUCUUUGUGAUGCUCUGUAUAAAACUUGAAACGUAACAUUUCUUUGCAGCUGUUUGAAGAAAAAAGACAAAAAAAUCUAUACUGUUUUGUGUUGUAGUGUGGGGUUCAUAUGGGGGAAGGGGGUCCUAUUUUGUUUAAGAUUUUAUUAUCCUGAGAAUUAAAAUGCAAACACUAGAAUUAGGAUAAAUACAGCCAAUGUCAAAAUAGGAAGACUGACAAAAUGAUUUAUUCUGUUAUGCACAUUCUAAGAUUCUUCUCCCAGGGGUUUUCAACAUUGUAAAGGGGUCUACAUUAUAACUAAUUCACAAAUGCAAUGGGGUAGGAUUCUAAAAUGAUUAAAGAAGCUUCACGAAGAGGAUUAUAAUAGGGAGCUAAAAAUCGUAUGUGCUUUCUUUUGUGACUGUGUGAAGAUAUUUUCUGUUUCGUCUUUGCACUUUUGCUUCGUUCAGAAAUGUGUGGGCUGAGAGAGAUGGUGGGAGAAGUUUUGUCACGCCAGCUUGUUAAAAACAUUGCAUCUUCCUAAUUGGAGGGAACCAAUGAAGAUGCAAAAGAGACAGUAAUUUCUCCAUUACACACAUCACGCAGUUGUUUAGAUUUAAGUUUUGUUUACUUUAAGCAGAUAUUAGUUAAGGCUUUGCGCCGAUGCUCUGUGGCACGGCGUUAAUGUACUUAGUCAAAAAUUUUUUUUUAUAUAUAUACUUUAAGAUAAGAACGGCGACCUAAGAUAUCUAAGUAACACUGGAAACUGAACCCUGCCUUAUUAAAGGUUAGAGUUUUUCUUCAGAAAGCUUGUAUGUACAAAGUAUGACUGCAAAUACCAACUUUACAUGGUUGCUAUCAGUUCAGAGAUGUGCUGUUGUUUAUUGAAGGUUUUUAGGGUCGGGACAGAAAAUGCAUACGAGCAGAAUUUCAGAGGUUGGUCCUGUAGAGUUUUGCGCUGGUCUACUAGAAAUGCAUUGAAGUGAUAGUCAAGUUGUUGUAUUAAUUUAACAAUGUUCAUAUAUUAAUUUAUUUAUUUUAUUUAUGGAGGUUUGUGUAGAAAAUGUUCUAGAUUGGUAUUACCCCUGUUCCUCUGGACUUUUUGGAGGGACUAGGCUGGAGGGUCACAGGUAAUACAGUCUAAACACAAUGUUAAUUUUUAUUUUACGACAUAAGUAAUAAUUGAGUGAAUUUUAAACAGAACCAAGUACAUUGUAACAGGGAAUCAUUUGGCAACCAGACAUACGUAAAAUCAAUUGUAGAGUAAUCUGUCAAUGUCUAUUAUAAGGAUGAACAUCUUGGGAAAAUAUAUAUAUACAUAUACAUAUAUAUAUAUAUAUUGCAAAAAAAGACCUGUGUUUAUUGUUCCGACUUAGAAAUUAAAAUGUGUGUGUGUGUGUGUGUUUGAAAACAAUGACAACAUUAAAAUAAAUAUAUAAAACUG